Molecule: messenger RNA, 864 nt
Organism: Enterospora canceri
Lineage: Eukaryota; Fungi; Microsporidia; Enterocytozoonidae
Source: the annotation of a GenBank genome assembly
AUGAACAAAAGAUUCUCAACAGUUAAAAACGAGGAUUUCAAGCACAGUGGAAGCUACAGCGUAGAAGGAGAUGAACCAAACUGCAUCAAAAUCAGAUCAGACGUAAAACAUCAUAAGCUUUGCAUGUACAAGAAUGAACACGAUAUCUCAUAUUUUGAGAUAUCGAUUAUUUCAAGAAAGGGCGUAUGCAGAGUUGGAUACGCAACAGAAAAGGCGGAGAUGCUUGGGCCACUUGGAUACGAUGCCGAGUCAUUUGGCUACCAAAUGAAAAAUGGCUAUUUCAUCACGAAAUCAAAAAGGCGUGUUAUUGGAGAACGGAUCACACCAGGUAACAUCCUGAGCUGCUUUCUAAAUGAGAGUGAAGAUGGUCUCUGUGUUUAUUUCUACCAAAACGGUAUCCAAAUUCAUGACGGAAUCAAAGUGGAUAAGAAACCUGGGCAAUUGCGUCCUGCUCUCUCACUUUAUGGCNUUUCAAGAAAGGGCGUAUGCAGAGUUGGAUACGCAACAGAAAAGGCGGAGAUGCUUGGGCCACUUGGAUACGAUGCCGAGUCAUUUGGCUACCAAAUGAAAAAUGGCUAUUUCAUCACGAAAUCAAAAAGGCGUGUUAUUGGAGAACGGAUCACACCAGGUAACAUCCUGAGCUGCUUUCUAAAUGAGAGUGAAGAUGGUCUCUGUGUUUAUUUCUACCAAAACGGUAUCCAAAUUCAUGACGGAAUCAAAGUGGAUAAGAAACCUGGGCAAUUGCGUCCUGCUCUCUCACUUUAUGGCGGAGCAGAGGCAGAGCUGAAUUUUGGACCACUAUUUUCAUACGAGGAUAAGAUACGAAGCACUGAGUUGGUCCAAUAUGAACAAUUAAAUGGUUAA